This is a messenger RNA of Tuber aestivum (summer truffle), 1235 nucleotides long. The record is from the annotation of a GenBank genome assembly. Lineage: Eukaryota; Fungi; Ascomycota; Pezizomycetes; Pezizales; Tuberaceae.
AUGUCCAUCACGCUCUACGCAAGCCGUAUCUGCCCCUGGGCUCACCGCGCAUACAUAGCAUUGGCAGAGCUCGGACUAGACUAUACGGAAGUCAUCAUUGACCUGGAAAAGCCGAGGGAGCCAUGGUACCUUGAAAUCAACCCCGUUCGUCCUCUCCCCUCCCCUCCCCCAUCAUACAUACCCUUCGGCUAUCGCAUGCUAACAGCGAACAAAAUACUAGAGGGGAUUGGUCCCGUCCAUUAAAUAUAACGACCAAAUAAUCAUCGAAUCCUCCAUCGUCGCCACCUUCCUUGCAGAAUUGAAAGAGAACCACUUGGUCCCCUUCCCGGGAACUCCCGAAGGUGCCCAUGAAAUGGCCAUCCCCCCAUUGUUGAAAUGCUAACGGGGAUAGCACAGCGGCUCUAAAGCGGGCGAGGAUCAACUUCUUCGUGGACACCUACAUUAACAAAGCUCAACCGCUUAUUCAAUCCGCAAUUGCUACAGCCGACAUCGCGAAAAAGGCCGAAUACGCAAACCAGUUCGUUGAAGUUAUCGAGAAGCAGCUGGCGCCAUUGCUGGCAGAUGCUAAGCCUUUCUUCGGCGGUAACUCCAAGCUCACCCUCGCGGAGGUGCUUACUGCUUCAUUCGUCCUCAGAUUGUACACAUUCGCAAAGUCUGGGGUCGACUUGAUCCCCCAGGAGGCGAUAGAGAGGAUUAGGAAGAUUGAGAAUUGGCAAAAGUGGGCGGAUGCCUUGCAUGCUCAUGAGAGUGUCGUAGGGAUUUAUGUGGAGGAGGAUGUGGUUCUCGCCACAAAGAGAAGGUAUGCAAAAUUGGCGGCGGAGCAGAAGUAGGCAUGUUAGGAUGCUUGGCGUUGUUGGGGGAGUGAAAAUUUCAGCGACAUAAGGGAGGACUUGUGGUAGAGGACAGCCUCUAUAUCCCAAAAGGGGACUAGCGAAAGGAAAAGGGAACCGGAGAUAUUGGGGGAUUAGCACCCACAUAUUCUAGAGGAAAGCCCGGCAAUAUAACCCGUCUUUGUAUACGGCGCACCACCCUCCAAUCGGUGUUAUAAAUUUGGUAGUCUGCCGCCAGGUUACAGGUGACCAAACGGCGUCUGUGAGCAGAGCUGCUAUCGAUAGCCAGAACGAAGCAGAAACGUGGUAACCAACAGCGGUACGUACGGUACUCGCGGUCUAGCCAUCAAUAAAUCCAACCCCAUACCCCUCCCCGCGCUUAUUCAUUCGUGUGCCGCCCUUCUA